Molecule: messenger RNA, 1853 nt
Organism: Labeo rohita (rohu)
Lineage: Eukaryota; Metazoa; Chordata; Actinopteri; Cypriniformes; Cyprinidae
Gene: phyh
Product: phytanoyl-CoA 2-hydroxylase
Biological process (GO): fatty acid alpha-oxidation
Molecular function (GO): phytanoyl-CoA dioxygenase activity
Source: RefSeq, a predicted model, not a curated record
GUCAGUGCACUUUACCCCAGUUAACGUUAUAUAAACAGUACACGCGUGCUGCUGUUCAGUUCAUCUCGUCGACUCUGUGCUGGAUUAAAGAUGUCCCGAGCAGCAGACAGACUAAAAGUGGUUUUGAAUCACCUGGAUCGGUCCUACGGUACUGUCCGAGCAUCCUUCACUUCUGCACAAAAUGUGUCAUAUCAUCAUCCUCAAGCCCUACAAUACACUUUUGACACGGGCCUCCUGACUCCAGAACAGAGAAUUGCCUAUGAAGAGAAUGGUUUCAUACUCAUCAAAAAAUUGGUAUCGCACGAGGAUAUUGAGAGAUUCAGGAAAGAGUUUGAGCGCAUCUCUAAGAGAGAGGUGAAGGUGCCUGGUUUGUUGAUAAUGAAAGAUGUAUCCAUUGCUAAAUCCGAGUUUGUUGAAGGUGAGAAGGCUGUGACCAAACUUCAGGACUACCAGGAAGAUCCAGAACUUUUCCGCUACUGCACUUUACCACAGAUCCUGAAGUAUGUGGAGUGUUUCACCGGACCCAACAUCAUGGCCAUGCACACCAUGCUCAUCAACAAACCACCUGACACAGGAAAGAAGACCUCUCGCCAUCCUAUGCACCAGGAUCUACACUACUUCCCCUUCCGACCCGCAGACCGCAUUGUGUGUGCAUGGACCGCCAUGGAGAAAGUGCACCGGGGAAACGGCUGCCUUGUCGUCCUGCCCGGCUCUCACCAUGGUACCCUGCAGGAACACGACUACCCAGAAUGGGAGGGUGGAGUAAAUAAGAUGUACCACGGAGUGCGUAACUACGCCCCAGACCAUCCCAGAGUGCAUUUAGAGAUGGAGAAAGGAGAUACAGUGUUUUUCCAUCCUUUGCUGAUCCAUGGCUCAGGAAUGAACCAAACCAAAGGAUUUCGAAAGGCCAUCUCCUGUCACUAUGCCAGCUCUGACUGUUAUUACAUUGAUGUGAAUGGAACUACUCAGGAGAACAUCAGCAAUGAAGUGAAAGAACUUGCAGUCAAGAAGUAUGGAGCUGAUUCAGUCUCCUUUCAGGACACCUGGGCUUUGCGGGGACGUCUGGUCCAAGGAGAAAGGACAUCAAUGUGAUUGCCAGUGCUCAUCUGUCUACUUAGAGAGAGAAAGACUUCACAACUGGAAUAAUUAACAGCACACAGCUGUUUGUUAAUUAUUUGACAAUUUCCCUAAAAUCUGAUAAUUAUGCUUUGGCUAAAAGUACAAACUUUGACCAUCAGGUGGCACUAUAGGGAUAAAUCAUGGUUCGCACAUCUGUGCCUGGGACAGACAGUCCUGAUACCGAUCUAAUAUAAAUGAAAGCCAGACAUUGUAAUAUUACCAUCAGUGGAUCUUGAUGUGGAAUUUUCUUUAAGCAAUGUAAGAACAUUGGGAAUUCAUUGUCUUGGAUUGAUACUUCAGGUGUUUGUGAGAGAGUUUCCUGCAAGUAAUUAGUGAGGUUAUUGCUUAUGUUGAAAUACUUUGACCAGAAUUUGAGUUCACAGCGGACACUUGGAAAGAUAUAAUAGGGUACAGCAGAGCAUUCAAACGGCCUUCAUUUGAAAUGUCUAAGAUUGCUGAUGGAAAUUAUGGUUUUGAAAGAAUUAGAAGCAAAGCAAUAAGAGGCAAAUGUAUUUUGCUAUUGAUUCUGGAAUAUUAAAUGGAUUGAACAACAUUAGAUCAGGUCUAACGUGCCUAUUAACCUUUAUGACACUACAGUGGUACUAUCUUUGCCUUGACAAUGAUACUGCUUUUGGAGUUAUAAUCUAGUAAAAUUAAAAGUUUCUACCAUGUAAUUUUGCUUAACAUAAAUAAACAUUUAUUUUAAAUAAACUUAUGGCUGAUAAAGUUUCAUA